AUGAGACGAUACACGCUUGCACAACGUAUUCAAAUUGUGAAAAUUCACUAUAAAAAUGAUGAAAAUUUCGCGGAGACAAUUGGUAAAUGUCAUACUCUUUUCUGUCGAAAUAAAAAUCCUUGUUUGGAUCUCCUCCAAGUUUUGGAUGUAAAGAACUCAAAGCGUGCUCGGCCGGUCAGAUCUGUUGAAAAUAUCGCAGCUGUAGCUGAAAAUGUUGCAGCAGAUCCGAAUUUAUCGAUUUCAAGGAGUUCCCAACAAUUGGGUAUCGAACAAACUAGCCUGCACCAAACCAAGGAUGAAUCAGAGUGUCCAGGACCUCUGAAAUACUACAAGUCACUUGAUUGUACUCCAGUAUACAAAAAUCCUACUGACCGUUGUCCUGAGUCGUAUGACUGUAGCCAUUUGACGAAACUGUCAAAGGACAAGUGUUACGUGAAUGGCCACGAAUAUAGUAUAAAUGAAACUUUAAGAGAGGAAGACGCAAAUCCUUGCGAUAUAGGCUGCCGUUGUCUGAAGAGUUACUCUGACGACAGUGUAGCCGUCUUUAUAUGCGCGAUAGUAGACUGUUUCCAUGGGUCAUCUAAACCAGGCUGUUUCUUCAGAAGGUCGCCCAAUCUGUGUUGUGCAGGAGAGGAAGUUUGUAUGGAAGACAAAGAGAGGGCAACUUGCGAGGUAGACGGCAAGGUAUACAAAGACGGUGACCACUUCGAAAUAAAAUCUGAUCCGGAGCUGAGUUGUUAUUGCAUGCCAGGGUACAAAGGUGAAAAUGUUGAACCCUUCUGCAAGAGGCCAAAUCACGAUUACUGCAGUCCAUUGUUCCGAUAUGCUGCCAACGUAUACAAUGGAUGUGCGCCCGUCUAUUACGAUACCCAGAAUCCGCGAACGUCUUGCAGCGCGUACUCUAGAUGUCCAAAUGAGAACGACACUAUUAUCCGCAAUCACGACAGCUCUAAAUCCAUUGACACAGAUGAAAGUAAAACGUGUCGUUUCGGUGACAUGAUCAUGAACAUUGGUGACGAACUGAACGAGGGAACCGACUACUCUUCUAAUUGCAUGAAAUGCGUGUGCGAAGUACCACCAGUACCAACAUGUCAACGACGGCCGUACAACGAAUGCUAAAACAGAAAGUCUGUCACAUUCAACAAAAAAUGAAUCCAAUCGUGCCACUUACAAUAAUUAUUUACUCUUAAUCCUCGAUAACAUUAAGUUCGUACGCCACCGGUAGGGAGAAAUCUAUUUCUCUAAAUUUCUUUUACUCGAAACACGUUUUUUUUUCAUGCUAACUGUCUGCCAUUAAAAAUAGGAAAUUAGUAAAUUAAAAUAUAAACGAAAAACCUGCUGCUACGUUUUAAGCCUCAGAAACCACACUCCAACGCAGCAUACGUAAACACCACGCUAGUGCAAAUUGGGAUAUUGAAUUUUUGAUGAUCAUAAACUUCAAGAGAAUAACAGCAAAUUGAACUUAUAUUUUUUACGGUAAUAUUUUCUCGGCGAUUCAAUGGUAAUAAUUGCAAAAGUGGAAAAUAAGUUUUUAACUGUGAAAAUUUGUUAUAAAGAAAUGGUAAAAACAAAACGAACGGACGAAACAAUGUUUUGCAGGUGCAAAUUCGCACUAGUGUAGUGUCUGAAGGUUAAAAUUACGAAAAAAAAGUAUGAUGUAUUCACGGUCCGUGGCCUUGAAGGUUAAAAGGAAGAGCCUUGUGUAACUUCGAAAGACAACGUGUGAAGAAUACGACAUCGAAUACGUGUGAUAUAAGUGGCGUGCCAAAAGAAUGGGACUACAAUGUUUUCGUAAUAACUUUUAGAUUCGAAAUUGUACAAACGUUCUGACAAUACAAAACACUCAUUUGAUAUUAACGCAUAAGUGCAUAAGGAUAAACAAUUUCUGAGAAAGGUAUGAUGAUAGAUAUUUAUUAAUAUUAACAAUGAGGGUGUGUAAAAAUAUCGGGGCCAAGACUAGUUUUCAAUGUAAAUUACAAACAUUUUUCAAACGCAAAUAAAAAGUGUUCAUGUUUUCUAACACCUA
Molecule: messenger RNA, 2026 nt
Organism: Dufourea novaeangliae
Lineage: Eukaryota; Metazoa; Arthropoda; Insecta; Hymenoptera; Halictidae
Exons: 7
Coding region: 1-1119 (372 amino acids)
Source: RefSeq, a predicted model, not a curated record